This is a messenger RNA of Penaeus indicus, 964 nucleotides long. RefSeq names its product sphingosine-1-phosphate phosphatase 1-like. The transcript is spliced from 7 exons. Gene Ontology annotation, biological process: sphingosine metabolic process. Gene Ontology annotation, cellular component: endoplasmic reticulum membrane. The record is from RefSeq and is a predicted model, not a curated record. The coding region runs from base 125 to 964 and encodes 279 amino acids. Gene Ontology annotation, molecular function: sphingosine-1-phosphate phosphatase activity. Lineage: Eukaryota; Metazoa; Arthropoda; Malacostraca; Decapoda; Penaeidae.
GGGCGGGACUGGAGUGGGUGUGAAUUUCGUGUUUCUGUUGGGUUAAAGAGUAUUUCUGCUGCUCGUGUGAUGCAGUGCAGGAGAUAUCGCUAGGUCAGAGAGCAGUUUCACAGCAGCCCAGGCGAUGAACCUCAUAGACAGGCUGCAGGACCCCCAGCUGGUGGCAGACUUCCAGCACCUCUUUGGCGUGCGCAGGAAGAACAGAGAGAGGGACGUGAGAAGGGACGCUGCAGAAAGGCAAGAGGCAGCCGGAUCGAGUAGCGAGAACCUCCUCGGCCGCUACCUGGGGGAGCAGAAGCGCCAGAAUGGGGUGGCGUCUCGGCGCAGUUGCCAGCACCUUGCUGUUCCCGAUGCCCAUCACAAGACACACUUCCGCCAGGGCUCGACUGCAAGCAUCGCAAGCGACUGCAGCACAGGAAGCGGCCGUUCGUUGAUGGAGAGGCUGCUCGGGGAGAACACCGGAGGGACGGAGGGCAGCAUGGGAGAAGAGGAGGAGGGGGGGGACAACGGCCAGACGCAGGUGGAGGGACAGGAUUUUGAGAUCAACAACAGGUUUUGGUACCACCUGUUCUCGCUGGCCACGGCCCUGGGGGGUGAGCUCUUCUACUCUAUCUUCUUCUGCUUCUGGGCCUGGAACGUGGAUGGGGCUGUGUUGCGCAGGGUCAUUGUCAUAUGGAUGAUCACCAUGUAUAUCGGACAAGCACUCAAGGACAUCCUGAAGGUCCCCCGGCCUGCCUGCCCCCCUGUGGUGAGGCUGGACCCCAAGUGGGCUCUGGAGUACGGCCUCCCGUCCACACACGCCAUGGUGGGGGCUGCCAUGCCCUUCUCCAUCCUCAUCCUCACUCUCAACCGGUACCAGCUGGACUGGGGUUGGGGCCUCGCCAUCGCCACAACCUGGUGCCUCCUCGUGUGCCUCUCCCGGCUGUAUCUCGGCAUGCACAGUGUGCUGCAUGCACUUACAUGA